AUGGUUGGUUUUUGGAGCCCAAUUCUUGGCUUCAUGCUCUACGUUGCAAAAAUCAUCGCAGAUCAGCCUCCCAACGCUGUCUGUCAAGACACCGGCAGAGAGAAGUUUGGAUGGGCUUUAAUUGGGCAUGACUACAAAAGCUCGACGGCUGAAAAUUUCGGUCAAUGUUUCUUUGACUGUACCUUAGAUGAACAAUGUCAGAGUGCUACGUUUCUCUGGAACACUAAGGAAUGCAAACUAAAGAAAGAGACAAAGAAGUCAAGGCCAAUGGAUAUGAAGGAAAAUCCAGCUGCUACUUACAUGGAGAAUCCUUUUCGAGGUAUUUUAAGAUACUUAAGAUUUUCCAAAAGCAAGCCAAUAGGCGUACUUCUUAAGGCUCUAGGUGAGGUUUACUAUUUAGCGUUUACUUUAGCAAUAUUUUGUACAAAAAUAUGAGCUAAAAAUGUUUAUAUAUACUGUUAUCAAAGGUAUUGCCCUUUUAUUGUUAGCUUAACUUUGAAAGACCAUACUGGAAUCUUAGGGUCGGUACACUCAUUCUGUCUUGCAUGAGACCAAGACCAUCUUUGCCAGCCCACGAUGGUGUCUUAACAUGUGUUAUGGGAUUGCGAAGCCGCUGGAAAAAACGACACAAUUAGUAUGCGUUCUCCUUUGUUGAACGCAACAAUGACGUCAGAAAUUUUUUUUAUAAUUUUACAAUAAACAGUUUUGGAUACAACUUGAUUACUUUUGCCACUGAGCCCAAAAAAUUCAAAGUAAAAAGUCCAACCAAAAGAAACUAGAGAGGAAAACUGAAAAGUCGAUACCAACUCCUCCGCAACAGGUUCUAUGGUUUAACAGUCAUAGUGUUAAUUAUCUUUUACUGUUUUAUUGUAGCUAAAAAAGGCUCAAAAGCCUCGAUUCCAGGCUCGUCCUGUAAAGACAUUUUAGCAAGCGGUGACUCUCAGGGAAAUGGUGGAUACUGGAUUGACCCCACUGAUUCAGGGAAUCCUUUCCCUGUUUAUUGUGACAUGAAUACUGACAGAGGUAACGUUUUAUAUUCUCGAGAAAUUUUAAACGGAAUAGACCGAUUGCAAGUAUGGCGACGAUUUUACCAAAGCGAGACUUUUCGGUAGCAACCGUUGCUAGGGGCUGGUUGCCUGAGUUUACCUGUGCCGUUGCUGGAAAGCCUGCAGCUUCUCAGGCGUCUUUUUCCCUAAAUUCGACAAAAAUAAGUCAGUUUUCUUCGCUGAAAGAGGCUUCAAUCUGGUAUGUACGCCUGGAAUACUGUUUUUCUAUGCUAAAUUGAACGAUCAACUGACGCUCAGCGAUCACAGAGAGAGUCAUUUGCAGCGAUCGCGAUACUUUGACUGCCUGACAUUUUUCAUUCAUUGUAUUUAAGGUUCACUUGUAGGCUUAAAUAUUAUCAUUCCAAAAGCUGAUCUUUUAGAAUUGGAUUGUAUGCCAUUUUUGCUGUACAUUUAUAAAUAGUGAAACAUGCCGGAUAGUUGGUGCGUGCCUUUGUGCUGCAAGAGUGGUUAUCGUGUAGGGCGGGAUGGGAAAAGAUCACGUAUCAUUGCCUCCCAACAGAUGCUGUAGGACUGAAGGUACUACUUUCAAAAUUCUCGUUCAUUAAACCUAUCGUUUCAGAUUUCUGAUAUAUUUCUCGAUACGACUUAUAUUUCAGGAGUGGCUUGUGAAAAUUAACGAGACGUAUCUCCAGCAUUUCAGAUAACUGAAAAAACUAAAAUCUGCUUCUUGCAUUUCAAGAUAAGUGAGUUUCGUGUAUCCUUAACUGGUCGACGAUGAUGCUAUUCCCUCUAUCUUUUCAUGGUUGGCAGCAUCCCCUAAGGAAAAUCACCACGUAAGAGGACACCGAGCCAUUCCAUAGCUCAUGGCCAGAAGCCAUCCUGCAGUAGUAAAAAUGACCGCAACUCGAAAAGUGAUGUGAAUCAAAUUAGCGAGUUGCACACACACGUUGCUCAACUUAAACAAGAAAAGAACAUACUCCAAAUUCACAAUAACUUCACUCUGCACAAAAAAAUCAACAAGGGACGCCUAUUUAAACUUGCAAUCACUUAGACAGGAAAAAAUAAUGAGACAAAAGACAAAGGUGCAUUAAAGUUUUCUAGUCUAUUUGAUCAUAUAAAACAGAGGGCUGCUCACUUUGCAACAAGUUCGGCCCUUCACUGUUAAUUUUUUCAGGCUCACUUUCUUCCUUAAAAGGAUUUACUUUAAUUCCUUCACAUGCAUCUUUUCCACAGGUCUAUCCAUUAUCAACUGCUUAACAAACAGUGAAAGUCUAAGACAAUUUCAAGAAGUUCAGGGUCAAAGUCGGUAAUGUAAUAUCAAUUCACACAUAAGUUCAUCGCAAUUGUGAUUUUUCGUAUCAUCUAUACGUUCAGAUUUAUCUCAAAGAACUGACAGUGACUUCUUCUUGAAAGUUUUCUAUUGUUUCCAGAGUGAAAAAAAAAAAACAAGAUAACGGACUCGCAUUAGCAUGUAAACAAGCGACCAGCCCUUAGCAGCGGUUGCUAGCGAAAAGCCUCGCUUUGAUGAGAUCGUCGCUAUAUUUACAAUCGGUCUAUAAAAGCCAGUCUUUUAAAGAUUAACAUUAAGAUAACGCGUUUGCCACGAUGACUUUACACUUUAAACAGUGCGCUCUUCUGGCAGUUUAAAUGACAAAGGAAAUACUAUAUGUAGAAAGGAAAUUUCACUGGACCGCACCCUUGCAAUUCAGCAAUUUUUUCCCAUAAAAUACCCGAUAAGUUCGCAGAAUCAUAUAAUCUUUGUCAUAUUUGUUUAUCACCUCAAAAUUGUCUUUCCAGCCGAUUUCCUCGUGUCUCUUUAUCUUAAUUGUAUCCUGAUGGUAUUAAACAAGUCACGUGACUGCAAGCUGCAAAGGGCCUAUUAAUUUAUUAGCACAUUGUAAAAUUAUAGCUGAGCAGUUCUGAUCGGACAGUUUAGUGUUCAGUAUCGUGGGAUAUUUUACGAGUCAAGCAGUCUCCCCACCGCGUCUCGCCUUUCUCGCGUGGGGUGAUUUUCACGCGCGCUCGCGUUUCACUCACUCUUCUUUCCCUGAGGAAAAAUGGGGGACUACUCGAAGUCUACCCACGUAGCGUCUAGUGAGCUAAAAAGCUCGUUCAAAAUACGUACGUGCUAAACACUAAACCGUCCAAUAAGGAUUCAUUAUUCAACUUUAUGAGAAUAUAGAACUCAGUAUAUUCUCGUGGAGCACAAAUACCGUGAAUAUUUGUACUUGUUUUGAGUGUUAUUUGUACUCUGCUGAGUGAAGUUGAAUGAUAAAAUGUAUUGUUAUAUUCCUAGACUUUCACUCAGCUAAACAGGGAAUGCCAUUGGUUGAUUCUUGGUCACGUGGCCUUGACUAAACUCAAAUGUAUCCCGAUUGUGAUAUAUUAAGCAAUGAACCCCGCUCGGGAUACAUUACAGCACGUGAUCAAAGCAUAUUGGAAAGUGGCUUGACAGAAGGCGGGAAAAACACCGCCAGUUUUCUUUUUCGUGAAUGAACACAACAACACAACCAGGAAGCCUGAAGCUAAAAGCGAUUUUCAAAGUUAUCCCGGAAGAGAAACAGCAGGUAGUGCAGGAAAAAGAUGCAGAUAAUAUAAGGAAAGUACUUUGCAAAUCAUUCAUUCAGUGGUUUUGAGAAUGAAAUUUGGGUUCUUAUAAGUGCCGAGUCGACUGUUUUCGUUCGCUCCGGUUAUUCUUUUGUUGCUGUUGAAGUGAAAGUCUAGAAAUAUAACAAAACACUCAAUGCCAGGUCCCUCGGGAAACCAAUUAGUUUUGUUUUCCCUCGAGUCCUGAUGUUUCCGGAAAACAAAACUAGCUGUUUCCCUCGGGAUCUGACAUUAAGUGUAUAAUAUUUCUAGGUGAUAGUACUACUAUCAGCCAGAGUAUUACAAGUUUUUACUAACUUCUUCCUAUUACCCAUUGUUUCAGGUGGAUGGCUUCUAAUCUCUCGCUUUAUUAUGGAAACGUUAAAUUCAUCAAACGAUAGCUCAACCGAGUCGGAUUCUUAUAGGGCAAUUCUUCCAGCAUACACUUCUAACAACCAAUACCUGCUGAGAAGUGGCUUCAAUCAGUUGAAACAAGAUAUGGGCUUCACGCAGAUCCGUUUCUAUUGCUUCAAAAACGCAACAGGCCGAGCAUUUCACAUCAUGACCAACGAAGAUACCAAUGGGACAAACGUGGUGAAUUUUUUUACCACUUCUGAUAACAUUCCCGUAGCUUGUGGAUCCUUUACACGCCUUCCAGAUGACAACUCAUCUCUCGCCGUCAACUGCGACAAGUGGGGUCAACCGACUAAAAAUCGGUGGGGACAUGCAUCGAAGUUAACAAAUGACCGCCUUUUUCUUAGGCCCUUAACAUGGUCACUUACUCGGUUUUAUCGCCUAAAAGGAGGUUCAAGAUAUCAGUGUGACGACAAAACGUUUCCCCUAUCAGUUGGUGACAUUUGGCAAGUCUUUGUGCGAUAA
Porites evermanni is the source of this 4472-nucleotide messenger RNA. The record is from the annotation of a GenBank genome assembly. Lineage: Eukaryota; Metazoa; Cnidaria; Anthozoa; Scleractinia; Poritidae.